Messenger RNA from Bubalus bubalis (water buffalo), 4353 nucleotides. RefSeq names its product xenotropic and polytropic retrovirus receptor 1 (gene XPR1). Gene Ontology annotation, biological process: cellular response to phosphate starvation; phosphate ion transport. Gene Ontology annotation, molecular function: inositol hexakisphosphate binding. Gene Ontology annotation, cellular component: cytoplasm; Golgi apparatus; plasma membrane. NCBI's taxonomy places the organism in Eukaryota, Metazoa, Chordata, Mammalia, Artiodactyla, Bovidae. Bases 172 to 2262 code for a protein of 696 amino acids. The record is from RefSeq and is a predicted model, not a curated record. The transcript is spliced from 15 exons.
AAGAUGGCGGGAGGGCGGCUCUGAGGAGACCUCGGCGGCGGCGGAGGAGGAGAGAAGCGCAGUGCCGCGCCGCGCCGGGGCCCAUGUGGGGAGGAGUCGGAGUCGCUGUUGCCGCCGCCGCCGCCGCCUGUAACUGCUGGACCCGAGUAGGAGUGAAGGGGAGACGGCAGGAUGAAGUUCGCCGAGCACCUCUCCGCGCACAUCACUCCCGAGUGGAGGAAGCAAUAUAUCCAGUAUGAGGCUUUUAAGGAUAUGCUGUAUUCAGCUCAGGACCAGGCACCUUCUGUGGAAGUUACAGAUGAGGACACAGUAAAGAGAUAUUUUGCCAAGUUUGAAGAAAAGUUUUUCCAAACCUGUGAAAAAGAACUUGCCAAAAUCAACACAUUUUAUUCAGAAAAGCUCGCAGAGGCUCAGCGCAGGUUUGCUACCCUUCAGAAUGAGCUUCAAUCAUCACUGGACGCGCAGAAAGAAAGCACUGGUGUCACCACGCUGCGACAACGCAGAAAGCCAGUCUUCCACCUGUCCCAUGAGGAACGUGUCCAACAUAGGAAUAUUAAAGACCUUAAACUGGCCUUCAGCGAGUUCUACCUCAGUCUUAUCCUGCUGCAGAACUAUCAGAAUCUGAAUUUUACAGGGUUCCGAAAAAUCCUUAAAAAGCAUGACAAGAUCCUGGAAACAUCUCGUGGAGCAGAUUGGAGAGUGGCUCAUGUAGAAGUAGCCCCAUUUUAUACAUGCAAGAAAAUCAACCAGCUCAUCUCUGAAACUGAGGCUGUAGUGACCAAUGAACUUGAAGAUGGUGACAGACAAAAAGCUAUGAAGCGUUUACGUGUUCCCCCUUUGGGAGCUGCUCAGCCUGCACCAGCAUGGACUACUUUUAGAGUUGGCCUAUUUUGUGGAAUAUUCAUUGUAUUGAAUAUUACUCUUGUGCUUGCCGCUAUAUUUAAACUUGAAGCAGGUAGAAAUAUAUGGCCCUUGAUAAGAAUCUAUCGGGGUGGCUUUCUUCUGAUUGAAUUCCUUUUUCUACUGGGCAUCAACACGUAUGGUUGGAGACAGGCUGGAGUAAAUCAUGUGCUCAUCUUUGAACUUAAUCCAAGAAGCAAUUUGUCUCAUCAGCAUCUCUUUGAGAUUGCUGGAUUCCUUGGGAUAUUGUGGUGCCUGAGCCUUCUGGCAUGCUUCUUUGCUCCAAUUAGUGUCAUCCCCACAUAUGUGUACCCACUUGCCCUUUAUGGAUUUAUGGUUUUCUUUCUCAUCAACCCCACCAAAACUUUCUAUUAUAAAUCCCGGUUUUGGCUGCUUAAACUGCUGUUUCGAGUAUUUACAGCCCCCUUCCAUAAGGUAGGCUUUGCUGAUUUCUGGCUGGCCGAUCAGCUGAACAGCCUGUCAGUGAUACUGAUGGACCUGGAGUAUAUGAUCUGCUUCUACAGCUUUGAGCUCAAAUGGGAGGACAGUGAGGGCCUGUUGCCAAAAGAUUCACAAGAACCAGAAAUUUGCCACAAAUAUUCAUAUGGUGUGCGGGCUGUUGUUCAGUGCAUUCCUGCUUGGCUUCGCUUUAUCCAGUGCCUGCGCCGAUACCGAGACACAAAAAGAGCCUUUCCUCAUUUAAUUAAUGCUGGGAAAUACUCCACGACUUUCUUCACGGUGACAUUUGCAGCCCUUUACAGCACUCACAAAGAACAACGUCACUCAGACACCAUGGUGUUCUUUUAUCUGUGGAUCGUCUUUUGUAUCAUCAGUUCCUGUUAUACCCUCAUCUGGGAUCUGAAGAUGGACUGGGGUCUUUUUGAUAAGAAUGCAGGAGAAAACACCUUCCUCCGGGAAGAGAUUGUAUACCCCCAAAAAGCCUACUAUUACAGUGCCAUCAUAGAGGAUGUGAUCCUGCGCUUUGCUUGGACUAUCCAGAUCUCAAUUACCUCCAUGACUUCGUUGCCUCAUUCUGGGGAUAUCAUUGCUACUGUCUUUGCUCCCCUUGAGGUUUUCCGGCGAUUUGUGUGGAACUUCUUCCGCCUGGAGAACGAACAUCUGAAUAACUGUGGUGAAUUCCGUGCUGUGCGGGACAUCUCUGUGGCCCCUCUGAAUGCCGAUGAUCAGACGCUCCUAGAGCAGAUGAUGGACCAGGAAGAUGGGGUACGGAACCGCCAGAAGAAUCGGCCGUGGAAGUACAGCCAGAGCAUAUCCCUGCGCCGGCCUCGCCUCGCUUCUCAAUCCAAGGCUCGUGACACUAAGGUAUUGAUAGAAGACACAGAUGAUGAAGCUAACACUUGAAUCCUCUGAAGUCUAGAUUAACAUCCUUGGUUUUCCUACUCUACAAUUCUUUCCUCGACCAACGCAACCUCUAGUACCUUUCCAGCCGAAAACAGGAGAAGACAUAUAACACGUUUUCCGAGCUCUUCCAGAUCGGAUCCUAUGGACUCCAAACAAGCUCACUGUGUUUCUUUUCUUUUCUUCUCGUUUAAUUUUCAUUUUCUAUUUUUAAAACAAAUAUUUACUUCAUUUUGCCAAUCAGAGGACAUUUUAAGGAACAAAAACACAGUAUCUUCUGGAUUGUUUACAAUCACAAGGACACAGAUACCUACCAGGAUGAAGAACAGGCAUUGCAAGGACCCUCUGAUGGGACGGUACCGAGAUACCUCGGCUUCCGCUUGGCCCGGUUUUGACUGGUUGAAACCGGACAUUGAUUUUUAAAUUUUUUGUCUGUUUAUGUGGAGAAUUUUGUCCUUUCCUUCAUACCCAGCGCAAAAGCACUGGCCGCACUUGCAGGGAAAGUGCGACUUAGAGCAGGACCUUCAUUCAUGAAACUACUUUUUAAUUUGAUGUAACUUUUCUUAUUUUGGGGAGGGUUGCUGGGUGGGUGGGAAAUAUGAUGUAUUUGUUACAUAUGGUUUUCUCAUUAUUUAUGAAACUUAACCAUAAAAGAAUGAUAUAACUCCUGUACAAUGAAGGUGGUAACAGUGAAGACAGGGGAAACUAAUGUUGAACAGCAUUUGAGGGUUUAGUCCACAAUACCUCUUUCAUGAGACGAUUUGCACCUGUUUGACUUUUCCUUCCUUUCUUUUUAAUUUUAAGCCAAAGUUUUAUUACUGAUGUUUUGAGUUGCUGCUGCUUCAGAAUCCUGAGCAUGUCUCCUGCAACAAAGCCUUCACACACGCCCACGCAACCAGUUGAAAUUUAUUGAAGAGGCCUGAUACAUUUUUUUAAGGAACAGAUGUGGAAUACAUUUGCCCAUAUUCCAACCGUAACUGAAGUUACGCCUUAUUAAGCUUCAACAUGUAGGGUAAUUGAAGUACAGCCUUUACCAGCUUGGGAUUAGAAGGCACAGCUAUUUCAUAGACUCUCUGCACCCUCAUUGGAUAGUUUUUCUUCUGGGCCCACUUACUUUAGCCAGAAGUUGAUCAAAUUAAAAGUCUGUCUUGGGGAAACCAUGCUUUUGAGAGCAUAGAACAAGUUACCCUUCCUCUCUCACUUGACAGUGAUGAAACAGAGAUUGGCAGCCAUUUCUCCCAGCAGUUUUAAAGGAUGAACAUUAGAUUUCAUGCCCUCCUAUGACAGAAAAACUGCUAAAAUUGGGGGGGGGCCUAAACUUGGUUAUACACAAAAAGCAUAUUUCUUAGAAAUUUCAGACUAUAAUGGUCUGUACACAAUGCUCAUUUUCACUUUCGUCUAAUUUCUUUCCUAUUUCCUAAGUCAUCAGAUAAGCCCAACAACCCUAAAGGAUUUUUCUCCCUUGAAUGUGAUUGGCAUUAAAUUUAGCAUUAUCAUUUACUUAGUAUUAAAAGCAUAUGAUUACUGCCCCUUAGUAUACCCUUUUGUCAUUAGCUCUUAUGCCGUGCAUCACAAGUCUUCACUCAUCCCUGUCAUAAUUCCAGGAGAUUAAUUAAAAUUCCUAUUACUACCAAAAUUCUACCAAUUAACUAACAUUUUCUUUUCAAAGGAGUUUUUUUCGUCUUUAUUCUGUCAAGCUUCCAAAAUUUGGUCCCUUCCUGAAUUGAGACUUUUUUUCCCUGAAAAAUCACUAGGCUCUGUGGCUUUUACAGCUUUUUUUGUUUUGCCAAGCAUAUUCCUUGGCCCAAAACUGAAGAAGAGAAAUUUAAUUUUUUUGUUUGUUUGUUUAAAUAAAAUGGAUCGUUUCUAAUAAUCAGUGGUAACAAUUUAGUGACCCUUAAUAGAUUAAAGGUUGCAUUAUUUAUACUUGGGAUUUUUUUUCUAACUACUCUGGUUUUGUACAUUAAAACUAUGGGGGAAAUAUCACUGGUCUGUCCAGAAGGAGCAGUAAUUAUUACUGAGUUACAUAGAAAAGUCCAGUGGACCAGUCAUUUCUUGUACAAAUAAAAUUGAUGGUACUAAUGUGUAUCCAGA